This is a messenger RNA of Fusarium vanettenii 77-13-4, 2445 nucleotides long. RefSeq lists its product as uncharacterized. The annotation marks the transcript as partial. The record is from RefSeq and is a predicted model, not a curated record. The transcript is spliced from 6 exons. NCBI's taxonomy places the organism in Eukaryota, Fungi, Ascomycota, Sordariomycetes, Hypocreales, Nectriaceae.
UCUCGCAUAAUGUCGCUGAAGGCCCCACCAGCUGCCCAAUCAGCAGGCAGGGAUACGAUCAAGAAAGCCUUCAAAGACUUGGAACGCGCGAUUUGUCCAGCUGACUCUCGAGACUUUGCAUCGACAACAAUCGGAGAUGUCAGGAGGGCAGCUAUCGAGAUCGAGAGGCAGCUGGCAGCACGACAAUCCCUGCGUAAUAUGCGGAGACUGGAGCCACUUUUCCUAGGUUUGGAACACUACUCCAAGGUCAUCGAAGUGUUGUGUAAUGGGACCGAGUAUCUGGCGUGGAUCUGGGCUCCUAUUAAACUUAUUCUCAAAGUAAGUACUCCGUUUGAGCGGCUCAUCAAGGCGUACUCCCAGAUUGCCGACUCGCUUCGGAGAUUCCAACUCUUGGAACAAUCUUUUAAGGAUAAGCCGCAGCUCUAUCCUACCUUUGCCAUCUUUUACGCGGACAUUCUACAAUUUCAUAAAGCUGCCUACAAAUUUGUCACCCGUCGUUGCUGGAAAACCCUCUUCGCGACGUCAUGGGGCCGAUUUGAACGCACGUUUGAGAACAUUCUCGACGACCUCAAGAGGCACGCAGCGCUCAUCGACCAAGAGGUGAACGCCCACAACAUCCUCGAGGCUCGGGAAAUGAGGAAGGAAUUGGAGUCCUGGAAAACUGAAAGCUUAGAGAGACUCGCCCGGGAAGAGAGAGAACAAACAUCACGGCAGGUUCAAGGUUUAAUCACCUGGCUUAGGCUGGACGACUCAGACCAGAUUAUUCUUCAGGAUUCGCUCGCAAGUGUUAGCGUCAAUUCUCCAGGGACCAUCGACUGGGUGCUGAAGAAAUCAGAAGUGUCUGCAUGGCUCCGGCCAACCCCCGAAACUCCUUUCCUAUGGCUCCAGGGAGGCCCCGGGACUGGAAAGAGCGUUAUCAGUGCUGGACUGCUGAGGUUCCUUGACAGCCAGAACAACUCAUUGGUGGUCAGACACUUCUGCUCAUAUUCUCAGAGUUCCUCGACGCUCUACGACCAAAUCAUAAAGGCUUUACUUCUUCAGUCCGUUCGAGGCGAUGGCGACCUUGUGGCCCAUAUCUAUGAAGAAUAUGUCGGCAGCAGACAGGCUACCCUCCCUAUCCUUGAGAAACUUCUCGAAACUUCUGUUGAGGUACUUUCCGGGGGGAACAAGGAUCAAAAGCCUGUAUACGUUGUGCUGGACGGAUUGGACGAAUGCCCCCAUGACAAGCAGCGUCGCCUCGUCCGAAUGAUGGAUCGCCUGGUGUCCAACGGGAACACAUGCAAGGUCCUGAUAUCCAGCAGGGACACAGUGCCACUUCAUGAAAAGUUGAAGAAAAAGCCAUCCGUUUCUCUUUCGGAGGAGAAGGCUAGUCUGACAGUGGCUAUUGCAAAAUUUGCGGACAUGAGGCUUCGCAUCAUGCGCAACAAGUUGAUGGAGCUUGGCAUCUCAGAAGAAGGCCUUCGAGGUAUAGCAACCCAGAUCGGUGUCAAGUCUAAUGGUAACUAUGACAAAAUCUUGUCUCGCAUUCUGUCCGAUCUCGACUCCCGCUCCGCCCUCCGAAUGAGAACAAUGUUCGGCUGGAUCGCGUUUGCUAAACGACCACUUCGAAAAGCAGAGCUGCAAUCCGCCUUGCUAUUUCACUCUGACGACCCGGUCGGUCCACGGCCUAUCCCGUCGUAUAUCCUCGAAGCUUGCAAGCCACUUGUUGAAGAAAGGAGAAAUUCGACUCUUUCAUUCAUCCAUGGCUCGGUCAAAGAUUAUCUUCAAGGCGAGACCUGCAAAAGAUCCGUCAGAAUUUCGGAACAAACGAUUCUCUGGGAAAACGGUCUUGCCUCAUUACGAUGUCUCCGCGCCGCAUUCAACGUUUUUGGAAGGCAUUUCUGUGAGAAUAGUCGGAAUUUGCAACUUCUUCGAGGAGUAUGGGGCUUUAUUCCUUAUGCUAGUAGAUUCUGGUGCGUCGGGUUGCGAGAGAUGGUCUCGCUCCCAAUAGAAGAUUGGGAUCCUCGAUUUGGGGAAAUAGCCGCACAAAUAUCGGCUGCAUUGGCAACAUCGCGACCUGAUCAUGACGACCACGUUUCGGGACCGACCUUCGAGGAACUUGAGAAGAUUAGAUGUCUUUCGAGUCUGUGGUAUGAUGCUACUAUUGGCUUGAGAGCUCAUACCGAGCGGCGGCUGUUGCUUGGCGACUCAGAACUAGGCGGCAUGUUGAAGAAUCUCACCCACAUUCACAACAUUUCCGAAAACUAUGAGACAGCGAUCCAACGGCUGAUGAGUAUCCGGGAGCACUCCGACCUGACACCAUCGGAGCUUGAACAAUUCCGUGGCAAUUUCGGCGGUCACGCCUACCCAUGCCGCUUCCCUUCCUGUACCUACACCACAAAAGGCUUUGGAGAUGAUGACGAACGCGUCGCCCACGAGAUCGAACACACGCCGAGAUUCCCUUGU